AGUGGCCCCACCUGGGCAGCUUUCUUUGAGUUUAACCAAGACGCGUUUACCUGACGCAUUCUCCCGGCUUUCUCAGCCUGAAGAACACGAGCAGGUGAUCUUUCGGGAACUUCAAUGUUCGUUUGAAUUAAUCGACCUCUUAGUCUCGAAUUAUUUUUCUGAAAAAGCUGAUAUUCGCUUUUCGGUCAUCCAGGCGUCCAAAUGACCGACUCUGUAGACACCAGAGCUCUGGAUGCCGCCAGCGCGCUGGACGAAGCUCCCCAAGACGAGGCGGCACCGUCACAUAGAGACAAUACUGUUCAUAUACCUGAAGACAAUUGGUAUGGCGGGCUGAAACUGAUUUCCACCUUGGAACUCGAUGGCGCUUCCUCAGAAGACGGAUAUCCGGAUAUUGAUGUCGUCCAUGUGACCGGAAUGUUUGGCGAAGAACAAAAGCUGCGUAUCCACUCAAUUAUCAACUUCAAAACCUUGUGCAGAGAGUUCAUGUUUAUCUGCAAUGUCGCGCAUUUUCUUCUUGGGGAUUUCACGCGAGAGGCAAUUGAGACCGUGGCCCUUCGUCUGCUGGACAGCCUGGUCCGCCUGGAGGAUAAAGAUACUUCGGAGAGAACCAGGCCGCCGAACCGUGCCAUCGUCUUUGUGGCCUAUGAUCUCGGGGCCGUGAUCCUCAAGAAGGCCCUUUCUAUAGCAUCAAGAGACAUAUAUAAAUGGCCCGACAGAUGUAGAAACUCGGCAAGGGUGAUUUUCUAUGGUGCUCCCCAGCGAAGCGACAGCCUUCGUGUCAUGGAGGCCAAGUUGUUCCAGUUUCUGCGCGAUCGCGAAGCUGAUUCUUGGAGGAACAUGCUCACGCCAUCAUCCAUCAGAAGGCUUGCCCAAGCAACGCUGGGAUCAACGGAGGAGUUCCUGUCCUCCAAAUUCACGCUACGGGGCUCCAUAAUGAGCUUGUAUGCACAUGCAGAGAGCCCUCGCAGCAUAAACCCUGUGUUUGACGAGGCCACGGCCACUUUGGGUGUGCCGCGGGAGAUUUCACUACGAGAGCAGGGCCAGGACGACGAUGACGCAUUCCCUACUCUGGCCACCAAGAUGUGUCAGUAUGUCGAGUACUGGGUUGCCAAGCCGGAUUGGGUGCGUGUCGAGGAGGCUCUGCUUUCCAUGUCGGCCCCUCCUGGCCGGUUCAAAACUAUCAAGCGCUUGAAUUUCCACCCAACCGUGAACGAUAAGCACGAUAUAUGGGUCAAGGAGCGGGGUCAUAGCUUAAUGUACAUCCACGGCACAAACAGAGCUGCUGUAACGAGCGCGGCCGAGCAGCUCAUCGCGGUAUGGAAAGAGGAUCAGAAAGAGAGGUUCAGCAGCCCGUACGACGUGUGGUCCUUCACAUUUUCUUCCAAGGAUCCUCUGCGCAACUCGGCCUCCUGCAUGGCUCUCAGUCUGAUCACUCGGGAUCUCAUCUCCAGCCGCGAUGAUAUCCUCUAUCUCCUGGUCGAGGACCAGUUCCGCCUGCAGAAUGGGUGGGGCGAACAGGAAGCGCUGAAGUGGCUAAUGUGCGGAUGGUGGCCGUCCACGAGGGCCGGCGUCUGCGUCCUGCUCCAGGACUUCGACGAGUGCGACGAGCAGAGCCGGGACGCCUUCCUCAAGCUUUUCAAGCUCAAAGCCGAGGGCAGAGAAGACACGCUUAAGCUUCUAGUGACGUCUCGAGUGCCGAGCGCCCUCACGAGCGAGCUGAACGGCUGUGCAGAGCUGAAUAUUGACCGGACUGACACUGACAUUCCAAAGCCUCCAGUGAGUGGAAACGAAGUAGCAAAUCCCGGUGCUUCACCACAUGACCCGGUCGAUUCGCUGGCGUAUCUAUGCCCGACUAGUACUUACGGGGCAAGACUCACGAAAGCCCUAAAACAGCUGGAAGCAAUGGGCGCCGACAGGUCGGGCCACCUUCUGGAGCUCGCCCAGAAGCACUCGGCCUGGAGUGAGGAGCCUUCCACUAGCUCGCUGACCAAGUUUCUGGAUCUCAUAGAGUGCGUAUCCCCGUCAACGACCGGGGCUGACAUUGUGGCUCGGAUCAUGAAUACUUUGCCUAACGUUGGGGCUGCACGGUGGAUCCUCAAAUGGCUGCUGAACAGCCAACGACCCCUGUUGAUAGGCGAGCUCGCCACCAUUCUCUAUCUCCAGCCGAAAGAAGGCACAAUUAUGUCGUCCGAGACGACGCUUGGAGACAUAAUCCAAGCCAUUGACAAUAUUUCCGAUUGGUUUAGGGGUCUCAUCGACAUUAACUGCGAUCAGGUGCUAGUACGGGAUUUUGUCUGGAGCAUGUUGAAGGACAACAAAGGCGUGGAGCAGCACUUCUUGACAGAUAUUGGCGACCAGGCGCACUCGAGCAUCCUCGAUUUCUGCUUUAAUUAUCUUGGCGACUCGAAUGUGCAAAGACGGGCCAUUUCCAACUAUGAACCGUACCUCGCGCGGGUUCAAGCAGCAGGCGACAGCAUCUACCCCCCCAUGAUCUCCAACGGGAGAGAUCCGCUUUCAUACAUCGUCAUGGCCUUCCCGCAUCAUUUAUCACGCGCUCCCGGGGGCCGGGGCAAGCUCUCAGGGCUGCUACUGAAAGACCAGAAUGGGCCUCUGGAACUGUGGUCGAAGCUGUGGUGGGCAAUGAGCAGCCCUCUGACAAGACCGAGGAGGCCGUGCCCGUCUGCCUAUCUAACACUCGCCGGCCUCGGUCUUGCUGAUUACCGCCAGCCGCUUAUUUCGAAUGAAGAAAGGUGGGGAAUCCUUGUGCAGGCCGCGAGGAACAACAACAAGGAGAUAGUGAUAGACCUGCUUCGCACCGAGAAGGACUGCCCGCUCUCCACACUCACCGAUGCCCUUGAGGGGGCAACUAAGGCUGGCUCCGAAGAGAUGGCGCUCUCGAUCAUGGCUAAGGUGCUCCCGCACCGACAACAGGCCGUACAGCAGCAGCCCCUUGAGGCCCGGGUGAAUACCCCUUGGCCCCCCUGUCUGCUUUGGAGAGCGACGUGGCUCAACAUGACCGAUCUUAUGGAAUCGCUCCUGAACAAUGACAUGGAGGCAGAUCCUAAGGGUAUAUUCGGGAGGCUUUUUCCUUCGCCGCUGUACAUGGCGUCGCGGGUCGGAAACGCCGCCGCCGUCGACAUGCUGCUGGAGGCCGGCGCUGACACCGCCGUGCUGAGGGCUGACAAGUACAGCUCCCUGAUCGCGGCCGCUGGCCAUAUAGAAGUUAUCAAUAUACUGGUGCCUAAGGCACGCAAGCUGCUGGAAAUGGGACAACUGUAUAGGCCGCUCGGAAUCGCGACGGUCGACGCCGAGUGGAGGGCGGCAACCGCCCUCCUCGACCUCGGGGCCGAUCCGGAUGUCGGCAUCAAGCCCAACGACGAUGUCGAAUACGGAUUCUGGGCCCCCCUCUGCUCGGCCGCCUCCUGGGGCCAUAUUAAGACGGUUCAGGCGCUGCUCGAGCACGGCGCCGAUGCCAACGUGCAAGGCCCCUGGAACCAGGACACGCCCCUCUGGUUCGCCACCAUUGGCUCCGCCAGUGUUCCUUGCUGCCGAGCCCUCCUCGACCACAAGGCAGAUCCGAACCACAAGCUAUUGAGUCCGCCCCUUAUGAUCGACCUCGUGAACUCAGAGCGAUCUAGCGAGGAGGUCAUUGCUGUCUCGGAGCUAUUAGUGAGCCACAGGCCCCCCAUUGAUGUUGAAAAGGCCGACUCGGCUGGCCGGACUGCCCUCAUGCACGCGUCGAGGAGCAGCGAUCCAGCCCUGGUCAAGUGGUUGCUUGAGCACGGCGCUUACGCCAACUCUGUGGACGACAAAGGGUGGACGCCGCUGUUCCAUGCCACUGAAGCUGGGCGGCUCGAGACGGUCGAGGAGCUGCUCCAGUCCAAGUGGAAGCCAAACCUCAUGCUCACCGCCCCCAAAGAGGGUGGAAAGUCUCUCCUUCAGGUGGCGUUUGAGGCAGGCAACAACCAGCUAAUCAAGAGGCUGCUUGAGGCCGGAGCCGAUCCCGAGCUUGAGCUGGUCGACCGCUUGACGCUCAUAAACGUCGCCACAAAAGCGGGCGAGACCGAGGUUGUGAAGAUGCUGAUCGAGCACAAGGUGGAUCUCGACCACGCCGACCGGUUCGGGUGGACCCCGAUGUGCGAAGUCGUUGGCUACAAGCCCAAUGCCAAAAUCGCGCGGCUCCUGGUAGACGCCGGUGCCAAUGUCGGACAUAUAAUGGAGAAUAGCGGCAGGAACCUCAUGCACCUCGCCAUGGGACAAGGGGAUCCUGAGGUUAUCCGCAUCCUCUUCGAGUUCCCCAAGGCCAUCGACAUAGACCACUGCGACAACUGGGGCUACACGCCUCUCUUUUGCGGCCAGAAGCCCGAGGCUGUCAGGCUGCUGAUUAGGGCUGGGGCUAAUUUCAACGCGCAGAACUCGAAGGGGGUGACACCACUGAUCUACGCCAUAGAAAACAAAGCGCCUCUCGAGACCGUUGACCUCUACCUGUCCCAGCCGCAGUUGGACCUCGCAGUCUGCUCCAAGAGUGUGGGCAGCGCUCUGCACAUGGCCUGCCGCAUGCUCAACGGCGACGCCGUCAAUAAGCUGGUCGCCCAGGGAGCCGACGUCAAUCUUCAAGCACCCGUGGUCGGCUCGUCGCCGCUUAUUAGCGCCUGCGCACCCGUGUAUUGGAUGACCGCGGAGCAGCGCGGCAGUGUUGACGAGAUCGUGAGCGUCCUGCUCGGGGCCGGCGCCGACGUCAACGCCGUCGCCGCCGGCGCCCGGUACACCUUUUGCACUGCCCUGAGCGCUGCCGCGUUCUGGGCCAAGCCAUCGACCAUCAAGAUGUUGCUGGACCACGGCGCUGACGCCGGCUUGCAAGACCGGCUCGGGAGGCAGGCCAUCCACUUCGCCGCCGCCAACGGCGCCGACAACCUGCGAGCGGUGCUGGGCGGCCACCAGGGCAGCGUUGCCGUUGCAGACUGCUUCGGCAAGACGGCUCUGCACUGGGCGGCGCAGCUGGGGCGGCUAAAGGCGCUGGAGAUGCUCCUGUUGGCCAUGGACAGGCGCGAGCGCCUGCGUUGCGUGGACGAGCCGGAUGUUGACGGCUGGACGCCGCUGUGCUGGGCGAUGCGAAUCUUCACCAUUGAGUCGAUGAGCUUUGUGGGCAAGGGUUCCGACUAUAAGGGCGUGGUGCAGUGCCUGCUCAACAACGGAGCCGACCCGCACGUUCAGUGCCAUGUGCGCCAGGGAGAGGAACAAGAAACCUUUACGCUGCUCCAGCUCGCCCAUCUGUACAAUGUCGACGACUGCAUCAUGGCCGUGGUCCGGGACAGCUUGAACGGUCAGACGGGGGCUUCCGCUGCCCAGAGCAAGACCGAAGAGGCCGCUACUAAGCAGUACACACGUUCCGACUUGAUUUGUGAUGUUUGCUUUUGUCAAAUCUAUGGACUUGGGUACGCCUGUAGCGCGUGUGAUGAUUUCGACGUCUGCAAAAAGUGCUAUGGCCGAAUCGAUGACUAUCACGGAAGCUUUGAGGGAGACGAGGGAGCGAUGCACACAUUCAGCGCCCGUACAGACAGAGAUGAGUUUGUGCAGGCAUCGGAACUCGCGCCGAAACCAAAGAUUGCAGAAGACACGACGGAUAUCGAGCAAAGGGGCGAGGAAGGAGUUUCCGUGAACCCUGCAGACAGUAGAACCGGGCAACCAGAAAGCACGAAGGAGGGCGACGAAGACAACAACAAUGAAGACGACGAAGAGGGUUGGGGGAACCAGGUGGAAGAGGAUUUCGACUUCUUCACGCGACCUUAACACAAUUAGAAAAUUAGCCACGCUUGCUGUCAGGCAGCCGAAAAAUCCUACUUUGCCCCUUGGUAACUAG
Molecule: messenger RNA, 5860 nt
Organism: Diaporthe batatas
Lineage: Eukaryota; Fungi; Ascomycota; Sordariomycetes; Diaporthales; Diaporthaceae
Exons: 8
Coding region: 202-5790 (1862 amino acids)
Molecular function (GO): protein binding; zinc ion binding
Source: RefSeq, a predicted model, not a curated record